Molecule: messenger RNA, 3398 nt
Organism: Paramecium pentaurelia
Lineage: Eukaryota; Ciliophora; Oligohymenophorea; Peniculida; Parameciidae
Source: the annotation of a GenBank genome assembly
AUGUCCUAUUUUAGCAAACUUUUGCCAUUUCCACCAAAUAUUGAAAAAUAAGAAAUUCCAAACGAUGUAAAUGAAAUCAUUCAAACUUUGAUUACUAAAGAGGCUUCACUUUAACAAUGGGAAAGCAUAUCUGUAAUCUAAUGAUUUUAUAUAUAUUAUAUAGUAUGCACUUUUCAAUCAUAAAAGAUAUGAUGACUUUCUUGAAUUAAUGAAAUAUUUGACUAAUAACUUAAUUAAUAGAUUCAACGAUGAUUAAAGUAAAAAAAUCAAAAUUAGAAUCUAUAAUUCAUUAUCUUUAUAUUAUUUGAUAUAAGCAACAAGAUAGGAUGGUUUUGAUAAGGCAUCAGACUAUUUUGACAAUGUUGUUAAAAAUUUUAACUUAUCAGAUCGUUAUGAUUUUGUCAGUCAUACAUUUAGUAUUAAAGGAUUAUUCUCAUUUUACAAAGGAGACAAAGAUUAAACAUUUAAUUAUUAUACAACUAAAAUUGAUGAAACAAACUCUUCAAAGUAUUAAUUCUAUUAAAUUAUCUUAGAGACACUCUUUCUGUUACUCCAUGUAUAGGUACUGCAUAAGCCUAUUUUGCAGUUGGUAAUUAUAAGGAUUCUUUAUAAUAUUUAAAAAGGGCUCUUAAAAACAAACCAAAUAUUGCUGGCAAAGCAAGAUUGGGAAUAGCUUAUUGCUAUUAUAAUUUGGAAUAAUAUUCAUUGGCUUUUUAUGCAUUCAAAAGAGUAUUACAAUUAGUAAAUAAAUCAUAAUAAUAUUUUAGGAACCUUAAAAUGUUGAAGCUCAUAUUGGUUUGGCAGUUUUAGCAUUUGAUAAAGGAGAUUAUGAUGAAUAUUUCAAUAGAUUGUGCAAAGCCUUUACUAUUAAUUAGAAUCACCCAAUUACAUUAUAUCAUUUAAGUGAACAUUAUCUAUUUAAAUUAGAUUAUCAAAGGGUAUUAUAUUCAUUUUUAAUUUAUAGGCUAUGAUUUGCAUAUAAAAUGGAUUAAAAGCUUUGGAUAAUGUAUCAAGAUUUUAAUUUAAAGAGAAAUCUUAAGAAGAUUAAUUCAGAAAUGAUUGGUCAUAAUUGAAAUGUAGAUAUCUCUAUUUAAUUGGUUUAAUUAAAUAAAUAGAGGGUGAAUAUGAAUAAUCUCUGAAAUAUUAUAAUCAAGCCAAAUAAUACAAUAGAAAUAAUGUUUUAGUUCUUUUAGGAUUGUCUUAAUUAUAUUUGAAUCCUUAAUCUCAAAAUUACACAGAAUCAUAUAAAUUAGCAGAGAAGAUAGCUAAACAAUAUGAGAAUACUGAUUUCAUUUGGGAAUUGUAUAAAUAAUUAGCUUAUAUCUAAUCAAAGAAUUUACAAAUUCGUAAACCAGUUAUUGAAACUUAUAGAAAAGCAUUAUAAUAUAAUGAUAAGGAUUUUGAAACAUUAAUAGAAUUUGCUUAAUAAAUAGAAAAUGAGGAUGCAUCAAUUUAUUAUUAAACUGCUGAAGAUCUACUUUUAUCAAAAUUUAAUAAUCAAAAGUAUACUAUGAUUUUAUAAAAAAUAACUGAAUAAAUCAUAUUUCCAGAAUUAUAUAUUAAUAUGGGUGUUCAUUUAGCAAAUAGUGAUUUAUAAAAAGCAUUAAAGAGUUAUGAAAAAUGUUAAUAAUUAAUAGAAGAAUUUUAGAUUCCUGAUUAUGUUGUAGAUACUUCAGAAGAGGCUUCAAAAUAAGAAGUUUAACUUAAGAAAAAUAUGUAUCAAAUUGUUCUUUCAUUUAAUAAAGGGAUUUUGAUGGAAUAAUUAGGAGAUUAUGUAACAGCUAUGGAAUUACAUUAAUAAUGCAUUAAAAUAAAUCCUUAUUUUAUUGAUAGUUAUGUAAGAUUGAGUUAUUUAUAAUUCCAUCUUGGAGAUUAUAAAGAUGCUUUAAGAACUAUAUCAGAUUCUAAAAUUUAUUAUGAAUAAUAUGUUAAUCAUAAUAGAAAUUAUAAAGGAUAGAAUCCAGUUCCAAUGAUUCAUGGAUAUAUAGCUUAUUAAUUAUAAGAUUAAGGAGGAGCAGUUGAUUAAUUCAAAAGAUAUGGAGAAGAUUGUUAUUCAAAAAUAUUCUUAAUGGCUCAUGAUUAUUAAUUAGCAGCUGACAAAACUAAAAAUGAUGAUUAAUAAUUUAAAAAAAAAGUUUUAAGAUAAAUUGCAAGUACAGGUAUGAAAUUAUUAUAACAUGAACCAAAAAAUAUAUAAGCAGCUAUUACUUUAAUAUUAGUUAUUGCUGAAUUAGGAAAAUAUACAGAGGCACUUAAUUUAUUAGGUGAUCUAUAAGAAUAUGCUAAUCAAUAACCAAGAAUUCUUAGUAAUUUAGCUAUUUUAGAUUGUUUAAUUAUGCCUAAUAAUAAUUAAUCAGCUAAAACAUAUUUUAAAAAAUAUUAUGAAAAAACUAAUUAUAAACCAGAUGAACAUACUGAUCUUGCUGUUGCUAAAAUGUAUUUAAACAAUAAGAAAUAUUAAGAGAGUGCAAAUGUUAUUAAAAGAUAAAUUCUUAAUAAUCCAGGAGAUUUGAAACAUAGACUUAAUCUCAAUAUGGUUAUUCAUUAAUAAUGUUAUGAAAUAUAAGAAGAAAAAUCUUCAUAUAAACUUUUGAAAACAGCAGUAACUUAUUUUAAAUGUUUAUUAAAAAGUUAUGAAUAUAUGUCAUAAGGUUUAUGUUGGUAAAAUAGAGAAUAAUAACAUGAAACUGAAAAUAGACAUAUAAUUAGAUAGAAUCAUUAAUUAAUGAGAUAGAAGAGUGAAGAUAAAUUUAAUUUUAUUCAUAGUUUUUAAACUAAUUUUGAUAAAUUAUUGAAAGAAGCAGAAUAAAAGGAAAAAAUUAAAGAAGAAGAAUAAUUAUUAUUAGAAUAAUAAAGAAGAGAAAAACUUGAAAAAGCAGCAACAUAAUAACAAUAGAAAUAAGAAUAAAUAGAUUCUACAUAAAUGGAAAAGUUAGCUAAAAUUGCUGCAGAUUUAAUAAGUAAUCUUAAUAUGGAUUAAGAAUUUGAAACAUAAAAUUAAGGUGGUAAAACUAAAUAAGGUAAAUUAAGUAAAAAAGAGAAAAAAAGAAGAUAAAAAGAAUAAGCAAAAGCAAAAAAAGAAGAUGAUGAAUUUAUUAAUGAAUCUGAUGAUGAAGAUUACAAUUCUCAAUAAGCUGAAAUGGAUGAAUAAUUUGCAAAAGAUGAAAUAGGUGAAGAUUCUGAAGAAUAAUUAAAUGAAUAAGAAGCUUAUGAAAAGAGAAAUCUUAAUAAAUAAUCAAAGAAAAAGAAAAAAAUUAAAUAAAAAGAAGUGAAAUAAAAAUCUAGAUUAUAAGUAAUAAUUUUUAUAUAUAUUUAUUAGAAAUAAGUUGAUAUAAGUGAUGAAGAAGGUGUAUAUGAAUCCUAAGAUGACUCUAAUAAAUAUGAAGAUUUAUUUUGAA